Messenger RNA from Cryptomeria japonica (Japanese cedar), 1229 nucleotides. RefSeq names its product putative anthocyanidin reductase. NCBI's taxonomy places the organism in Eukaryota, Viridiplantae, Streptophyta, Pinopsida, Cupressales, Cupressaceae. Gene Ontology annotation, molecular function: oxidoreductase activity, acting on the CH-OH group of donors, NAD or NADP as acceptor. The coding region runs from base 97 to 1110 and encodes 337 amino acids. The record is from RefSeq and is a predicted model, not a curated record. The transcript has 5 exons.
UUUACCUCACAAUCUUCUAUAAGUAAUUACAGAGACCUAGCUGAAAAUAUUAUGUCCUAAGCGGCCCUGUCCUGAGUUCUCCAUUUGACGGCCGGCAUGGCGGAAAAGGGUGAGCAGACUGUGAAACGAGUGUGUGUGACUGGAGCAUCAGGAUACAUUGGAUCAUGGCUGGUGAAGAAUCUUCUGGAAAGGGGUUACACAGUGAACGCAACUCUCAGAGAUCCAGGAGACGAGAGGAAAUCUGGUCCUUUGUUAGAUCUGGCAGGAGCAAAGGACAGGCUUAAGCUCUUCUCAGCUGAUCUGCUAAAAGAGGGAAGCUUCGAUUCUGCAGUGGAGGGUUGUGAAGGAGUUUUUCAUGUAGCCGGUCCUAUGGGUGCUCAAACUUCUCCGGAAGGCUACAUUGUGCCUGCUAUAAAUUGUGCACUUAAUGUGAUGAAAGCAUGCACAAGAGCUAAAUCUGUUAGGAGAGUGGUUUUCACUUCAUCUGGGGCUGCUAAUUGUCCUUUGAAUGAUAAGGGGGAAUUAGCUCAUUCACACAUUGACGAGUCAUGUUGGAGCCCUUUGAAUUUCCUUAAAUCUCAAGCACAUGGUUUUGCUUGGUAUAUGUGUGCGAAGACAUUAGCAGAACAGGAAGUCCUUAAUUAUGGUGCUAAAUACAAUCUUGAGGUGAUAACAGUGCAACCAACUUUUGUCAUUGGGCCUUGGUUUACAAACACACAUGAUUUAUCAUCUUUCCAAAUAAUAUCUGCCCUAAUUGGAGUAAAUGAUAGGAUCUAUGGAGUAUUAAAGUAUACCCAAUCUUUGUAUGGCUCCAUACCAAUAGUUCAUAUCGAGGAUGCAUGCAAUGCCCAUAUAUUUUUGAUGGAGCAUCCUAGUGCACAAGGCCGCCAUAUUUGCUCUGUUGAUUCUACAACUAUCAAGUCUCUUAAAGACUUUCUUGCAAAACAGUUAAAGACUUCACUCAAGUUUCAUGAGGAGGACUCGGAUAACAAUUAUGUGCCAUUUUCUUCCAAAAAAUUAUUGGAUAUGGGCUUCUCUUACAAGUAUAGUUUGGAACUAGCUUUUGAAGAUGGUAUAGGAUGUGCCAAGAAAAAUAAGCUUCUGAUUUAAUAAUCCAAAAUAUAGAUCUUUAUCCUAAUUAGAUUGAUUUAACCACACACUUCUAUUCCAUACAAUUAUCCUAAUAAAUCUAUCAUCAAAUUUCAUAAACUUUAAAUGUUGCAGUUUAA